CGGACAGCAGCUUUAAAGUGAACUCUGUGCCAAAGUCCAGACGCAUCGUCGGCUCCUGAAACAUUCAGAUAGUCCACGAUCGUUGCUGUCAGUGUGGUCUCAGUUUCUUUCUCUAUGGCUUCUGCUGAACCAGACUCCAAACCUGCUUUCUCUCUGGAGUCCUACCAUGUCUCUGAAGAGCUUGGUUUCAUCCUCCCGGAUCCUCUGGAAGAGCUACCACCGUACUACAAGCCAUGGAUGGAUAUUGCCCUGCGAGUCCCGGAGCUCGUGCACUCCCACGAGUUGCGCCUUCUCAUUAACAAGAUGCCACAGCUGAGCAACCAGUUUCUGCUGAAACACCGUGAGUUGCGCUUGGCCCACCUGGCCCUCAGUGUGAUGACCAUGGGCUACAUGUGGCAGGAGGGAGAGAACAACACAGUGGAGACGCUACCACAUAACCUGGCGGUCCCAUACUGGGAGGUGUCACAGCGUUUAGGACUUCCCCCAAUUCUCACCCAUGCAGAUGCAGUACUGGCUAACUGGAAGAAGAAGGAUCCCGCGGGUCCUUUUGACAUGGAGAACCUGGAGGUGCUGGUGAGCCUCCCAGGUGGAGACAGCACCAGAGGUUUCUUUUUGGUCACUCUGCUGGUGGAGCUGGCAGCAGUUCCUGCAUUGAGGAACAUUCCCACUGUGAUCAACGGUGUCAGGUGUGGAGACACUGAGACGGUGGCUACAGGCCUGGAGGUCAUCAGCCAAUCCAUACAGGACAUGACAGAUAAACUGAAACUGAUGCAGGUUUACGUGGAGCCUGCAGUAUUCUAUGGCAUAAUGAGGAUCUACUUGUCUGGGUGGAAAGACAACCCCUGUAUGCCAAAGGGACUGGUAUAUGAAGGGGUCCAGGCGGAGCCCAUGGAGUAUUCGGGGGGGAGUGCUGCACAGAGCAGCUUGCUGCACUCCUUCGACGAACUUUUUGGAGUCAAACAUGAAGCGAAAAGUGGUGCCUUUCUAACCCGCAUGAGGAACUACAUGCCACCGGCACACAAGCUGCUGAUCGCGGACAUCUCGUUGGAACCCUCCCUGAAGAGUUUUGUCCAGCAGCAAGACAGCCAGAGGCUGAGCCAGGCCUUUCAGCACUGUGUCACAAAGCUGUUGGCUUUGCGCAGCUACCACAUCAACGUCGUCAGCCGCUUCAUCACUGUGCCUGCUGCCCGCGCCCGACAACUGAGGAACCAGAGCCGGGAGCUGGAGGGGGAGAUGAUCAGCAGAGCACCCAGAGCGUUAGAGGAACAGGGCACCGGUGGCUCCAGCAUCAUGAGCUUCCUUAAGACUGUGAGAGACCAAACAAAAGACACUUUGUUGCAUGAGACAAGCGAAUAAAUGAAGCACCACAGCUGGUGUGAUCCGUUAUCACUAGGGAUGGGUAUUUUUUCUUUUGUUGAUUUAUUUCGAUUUUAAAACAAUACCGGUGCCUAAACAAUAGAUUAACUGUUUAAAAAAUACUGUAAAUAUAAAUAGAUUAAAAAAACACUCAAACUUUUUAACUUGAACAAUAUGAACGAACUAUGAACAAUAUAUUAACUGUUUACAGUUUAGUAACUUGGUGUUUCCCCUCUAUAAGAGCUCGUGAUGUAUAUAUUAUUUCAUUGGAAUAUAAGGUAUAUUAAUCAUUUCAUUUUAGAUUCAUUCUCAUUGUGCAUGAACUAAAGAUAUGUAUCAUAUUAAAAAGUUUAUCUUGGAUUCACUCUCCUUGUAGAAUUUAUUAUUAUUUCUAUGUUUUGGCAAUGCUUUGCUGCGUAAAAUAAAGACGAAAAGAAUCAAACCAUCUGGCGUGAGGAAAUGGAGUCACGUGUCUGCAUCUCAUUGCGGCUUAAUGACGAACAACCCCGAAGGAACGCAGCUACACCCUCUGUUUAAUACUUCGGGGAACCAGCCGCGUGCUCUCCUUAAUAACGGAGGGAAACACUGACUUAAAUAAAUACAAAUAGAUAGAGAUAGGUAGAUGGCUAGCUAGCCGCUGUAGCUACACAAGCGGCAAGCUCCCGUUAGCUGCUGCGAGGACGCAGUCAUCACAGUGUGUUAAAUAAAGUUGUUCAAUCGGCUCAAGCACCAAAUUCUACGUUGCGUUUCGGUACGGUAGGUACCGGUCGUGUAGGAACCGGUGCUAUAUUGGUACCGGUUCUCAGUACCCAACCCAUAGUUAUCACUGAGGGUACACAGCGGAGGGUCUGACCUGAAUCACAUAAAACACUUCUGAUUACUUACAGUGAAACUACUUUGAAUGUGAUUUAAAGGAGGCCUUGUGGCAGAGUGAGAGUGUGAGGCCUCCAUUGUUCGUCUUACACAAAGCUUUGUUCCAUCUGUAAAGAAACUUCAGACAGGAGCGAUACCCGUUAUUCAG
Messenger RNA from Pungitius pungitius (ninespine stickleback), 2377 nucleotides. It is a transcript of the gene ido1, whose product is annotated as indoleamine 2,3-dioxygenase 1. NCBI's taxonomy places the organism in Eukaryota, Metazoa, Chordata, Actinopteri, Perciformes, Gasterosteidae. Gene Ontology annotation, cellular component: cytoplasm. Gene Ontology annotation, biological process: 'de novo' NAD+ biosynthetic process from L-tryptophan. Gene Ontology annotation, molecular function: metal ion binding; indoleamine 2,3-dioxygenase activity; L-tryptophan 2,3-dioxygenase activity. Bases 115 to 1356 code for a protein of 413 amino acids. The transcript is spliced from 10 exons. The record is from RefSeq and is a predicted model, not a curated record.